This is a messenger RNA of Racocetra fulgida, 359 nucleotides long. The record is from the annotation of a GenBank genome assembly. Lineage: Eukaryota; Fungi; Glomeromycota; Glomeromycetes; Diversisporales; Gigasporaceae.
CCACUGCAAUACUUCGUAAGAAGCCUGCACCUAACAAACUCAUUGUUGACGAUGCAACAAACGAUGAUAACUCUGUAAUGUCUCUUUCUACCGCAACCAUGGAAAAGUUACAACUUUUCCGUGGUGAUACCGUAUUGAUCAAAGGAAAAAAGAGACGUGAUACUGUACUGAUUGUUUUGGCUGACGAUAGUUGUGAAGAUACAAAAGUAAAAAUUAAUAAAGUCGUACGAAAUAAUCUUCGUGUACGUCUCGGUGAUGUGGUAUCAAUCAAUCCCUGUACCGAAAUUAAAUAUGGAAAACGUGUUCAUGUUCUGCCAAUCGAUGAUACGAUUGAAGGUGUAACGGGUAAUUUGUUUGAU